GAAGUACGCUGACGUAUGGGGAAGUAAAAAACGGAAAACAGCGCGCUUGUUUGAAAUGGAAAAGGCGUCUCGGUAGCUAUUGACAACAGUGUGAUUCACUCAGAAAGUGUACAUUUCGUCUCGCAAAAUGUUGUAGACAGCAAUACAUACCCUAUAUGCACGGAUAAAUAUACAGUUGUCCUUCAGGAUACGUAUGCUUGCUGUCUACAAUGAUGCUGUUCAAUGCAUGGACUUUUGACAUGUAACGUUAUCGUUCAACUUAGCCAGCUGCUAACGUUAGCUCUUUCUACUUUGCUUUGUAACGUUAGCUACUCUCUCCGACCGAGAAAGUUGUCAACACCCAAGCUCUAUGAUGGCUACUAGAGACAGCAGUCGCAUCAUGCUGCUGAAGGAAGAAGUGAGGAGUUUGUCUGAGGAGUUAGUGCAAUGCCAGGCUGACAAGGAGUUUGUGUGGUCCCUAUGGAAACGCCUCCAAGUAGCCAAUCCGGACCUGACCCAGGCCGUCAGCCUAGUGGUCGAACGAGAGAAAUGGAAAGCUGAAGCCAAGGACCGCAAGGUGCUGGAGAUCCUGCAGGCCAAAGACUACAAGAUCCAGGAGCUGGACCAGAGAGUGACAGGGCAGCAGCAGGAGAUCACCAACCUGGUCCAGAGGAAGAUGGCUGUGGACGAGGACAGAGGCCUAGUGAAGAAGGAGUUGGCAGCUCUGCGCCGCAAGCUGGGGAAUAAGAGUCAAGAACUUAAGGAUGUGAAGGAGGAGAGGGGGAGGAGAGAAGAGGCCCUGGAGGAGGAGAAGGAGGCAUUAGAGUCCUGCUGCUCUGCCCUGCGAGGCGACCUGGAGCAGGCACAGAGGCAGGAGAGGAGGCACGGAGAGGAGAAGGAGGCAUUAGAGUCCUGCUGCUCUGCCCUGCGAGGCGACCUGGAGCAGGCACAGAGGCAGGAGAGGAGACACGGAGAGGAGAGAGACUCCGCGGAUGCCAAAGUCAAGGAGAUGGAGGGUGAUCUGAGCGAUGCCCAGCGGCAGGUGGCAGACCUUCAGGGCCAGUGCAGCAGCCUGGCAGACCUCCUCUCCUCCAGGCAGAAGGAGGUGGCACAGAGGGACCAACACGUCACCCAACUCAGGCGUGAGCUGCAGGAGGUGCAGGCCCUGUACAGACAGAGUAGUGAACAUGCUGCAGAGCAGGCCCAGCUCAUCCAGCAGCUAGAAGGACUCAACCUGGACACACAGAGAGUCUUACGCAACCAGGAAGAGGCUCACACUGCAGACACCACCUCUUAUCAGAAGCUCUACAACGAGCUGAGCAUAUGUUACCAGGCGCUCAAAUCCAACGAGGGCCGGCUCCGCCAGAGUCACGUCGCCCUGACAACCCAGCUGGGCCAGAAGGAACAGCAGAUUGUGCAGCUCCAAGGCCAGCUACAGCAACAACAACAACAGCAGACACACAACCAGCAGCAGCUUCCACAGACCAUGGCCCCAGCCGGUCCCCCAGCCAGGCAGACCAACUCUAAACACUUUGAGGAGCAGACUCUGUAUGACUCUCCAGAUCAGGAACCCAGUGGAGAGGAGGCCCCACCCUCAAUCUGUAGCCCGGUCCCACAGGAGCCCCCGGGGCCCCCAGACACAUCGCUGGCCCUCAGCCCCACCAGGGGCCAACACACUGGGAGACGGCAGAGUGCACCGGUGCAGCUGUCCAGGUCGUUGUCCCCGGCGAGCAGCGUGGAGUCAGGAAGAGGAGUGGAAAAGAGGAUUCAUGACCUGGAGGAGCUGCUCAGACUGAAGACGGACGAGAACGAGGAGUUGCGGAGGGCCCAUGAGAAACGCCACGAGCGCCUGCGUCUCGUCCAGACCAACUACCGGACGGUCAAAGACCAGCUCCGAGAGGUGGAGGACGCACAGGGCCUGCCCAGGGGCAGGGCCCAGCAGCGGGCAGAGCCGUGGCAGCUCCGCCAGGAGAACAGCGAUGCGGUGUGGAACGAGCUGGCCUACUUCAAACACCUCAACAAGAAGCUCACUACACACAAGACUAACCUAGAGGAGGAGCUGGAUGUGUUGCGUGUCCAGACUGCUAUGGACCGGGCCACUGUACAGGAGCUGAGGCUGUGUCUUCAGAACGAACAACAAGAGCUUCUUCACAAAGUGGCCGCUGAUCCGGAGGUCAAGAACAGCACUCCCAAAAAGCCCUCUGCCGAGAGAGUGGAGCAGUCGCUGAAGAAGAUAGAACAGUUGGAGAGGAGGGCGGUGUCCAUGGAGCAGGAGACCGAGAGGCUGAGGGAGGACAACCAGCACCUCCAGGAGGCCAACACAGCUCUAACCCAGGACAAGGAGCACCUCCAGGGCUCCCUGGCCCGCCUCCGCACCCAUGGGGCUGCUCGCGACGAGGCGGCCCAUGCCCAGGCACUCGCCCAGGGGGAGAGACACCGCACCGAGGCCCUGGCCCUGGAGACCCAGCUGGAGGGGGCCAGGAAGGAAGCCGGACGCACCCGGCAGCAGCUGCUCCGGCUCAGGCAGGAGCUGGGCAUCCUGAGGGCGGCCCGGGACUUCAACAGGAGGCAGAGAGGACCCAAGGCUAACAUGCUAACAGGGCUGGCCGCAACAGCCACAGCAGGAGGAGGAAUAAGUGGAGGGGCAUUAGCAAACAACAAGGUCAAAUUCAAAACAGGCAUGCGGCCCAGAGGCCCGGCGCGGCUGCACCGCCACCGAGCGGUUGGCCCCAAUCAAGCCAUCGGAGGAGGAGGCCCUGCUAUCCCUGCUAGGGACGACUGGGAGGACAUAAGCGCGGACAGUGGAGAGGAGUACUCUGACAGCCUGGACAGUCACCCAAUCAAGUCACACAGGUACGCAGCAGCCUCAGAACAGCCAGCGGAAGAAUUCUCCAGAACACAGCCCGAUGUUCCGAACCAAGGAUAUAAACAGAGGGAGCCGGGGGAGGAAGGAGGGAAGAGACGAAGUGAGAGAAAGAGGAGGAAGGCCCAAAGGUGCGGCUGCUGUGCCCCCGCCUCACUGCGCGGGCGCGUUCUGGCGCUCCAGCGCCAUCUCGCCGUUCUACAGACCGCCCGGUGUGAUGCCCAGCGCUCCUCCCAGGAGCUGCGAGACGCCAACGAGAAGAUCACGUCGCAGCUCGCCCAGAGACUGAACGUCAGCAAGCAGUUAUCACAGAAGCUGACCUCUGACCUGGCGGGUGUAGAGCAGCAGAAGAAGGUGCUGGAGAUGGAGCUGGAGCAGUGGAGGCAGAUCCACAGGACCAACACCCCCCAGCAGCUCCCCUCUACCGCCCCCCAGCCCCUGGAGACCCCCAGCCCUCCUGUCCUUAAAGCCCUGGAGGCGGAGGUCAAACAUCUCCACACUAAACUGAAGAGCUCCAAGGCGGAGGUGACGAGCCACACAUCGGCUAACAAAGCCCUGCGAGCCCAGCUGCUGGAGAGAGAGGAGAAGCUCAGAGAACUGCAGGAGAAUGUGUACAGCGAUCACAGUGGCGUUGUGUGUGUGACCAAAGCGCGGGCAGAUCACAGCCGAGACAGAGCGAAGAUCCCUCAGCCGGUUUCCACGACAACGUCCCUCACAUCCAUUGGUCCCUUCUUCUUCUUCUAUCGCCAUGGCGCUACCCUAGCACCUCGCCACAUCCUCGACGGGGUGUGCUUCUCUCAGAAUGAAAGACAUGUCUCUACCAGACGUCUCUGAAAUAUACAUCUCAGUACACACCAAGGGGCCAGGCAGGCUGCUCCU
Messenger RNA from Oncorhynchus mykiss (rainbow trout), 3721 nucleotides. The record is from RefSeq and is a predicted model, not a curated record. Lineage: Eukaryota; Metazoa; Chordata; Actinopteri; Salmoniformes; Salmonidae.